This is a messenger RNA of Funneliformis caledonium, 339 nucleotides long. NCBI's taxonomy places the organism in Eukaryota, Fungi, Glomeromycota, Glomeromycetes, Glomerales, Glomeraceae. The record is from the annotation of a GenBank genome assembly.
AUGUCUAAAGAAUUUACAAGCAAACAUCCUAAUAGAGAACAAUUAACUAUAUUAAUGACUACCAAAACUAUUAAAUGGCAUCACAUCAAAGAUCUAAGAUUAAGAAUCCCUUCUAGUUCUAUAUCAGUAAAAUAUCGAUUAGUUACUUCUAAAUCUCUUCAAAAAGAAAAUCUUAGUAAGAAUAUUCAAAUGCUUGAUCAUGAUUUAGCUUUAUUCAGUGACAAUAAGCAACAUAUUUUUGAUAUAAAACUGGAACCUGUUAUAACAAAAAGACGAAGAUAUGAUCAGUUUCGUCAAGUAAACAAUAUUGGAAUCAAUCAGAAUAAAGAAUCUGAAUAA